Molecule: messenger RNA, 1395 nt
Organism: Nymphaea colorata (pocket water lily)
Lineage: Eukaryota; Viridiplantae; Streptophyta; Magnoliopsida; Nymphaeales; Nymphaeaceae
Exons: 8
Coding region: 502-1119 (205 amino acids)
Biological process (GO): protein import into nucleus
Cellular component (GO): nucleus
Molecular function (GO): small GTPase binding; guanyl-nucleotide exchange factor activity
Source: RefSeq, a predicted model, not a curated record
UGAAUCAUUUGAGAAGCCAUUUGUUCGCUUGUCGAGUUCAGUAUCAGUACUCCUGCAAGUGAUUAUUCGCUUCCCCACUUUCAUUUCACAAGUCCAUUUCAUUUUUAAGUUUCGCGUUUUUAAAAAGGUUAGAACAUCUCAUCGACAAAGGGAAAAACGAGUCGACGCCCAGGAGGAUCUUCGAUUUAUUAGGGUUUAUGGUUUUCAAAAGUGGGGAAACUGAAAACCCAAACCAUUUCCGGCGAGGUUCCCGACACCGGCAAAGCACCCCGGCGUCUCUUUGUUGGCGGCUUCCGUGGAGCGGCACCCACGGCAAACCUCCGACUGCUGGGUACAUUUUCCGCACUCAGCAAACCUCUGAUUGUCCGGCCUUGUUCUGCGCCUGCUCUUUUUGGGGAUAUGAAUGGAUCUUUUUCCUAUCCCAUGUUACCUCAACUCUCUUCUACAUGAAUCAGGUAGGUUUCCCUUUUGUUCAUCAGCCAUUCUUAAUCAGCAACCGACAUGCCAGGAGAUGAAUGCUCUGAGCGUCUACUUUUUGGGGGUGCCAUAUCAAGUGCUUUUCCCAUGAGGUUCCAGGAUCUCAGCAGCAUUCGUGAAGUUCCCGAUCACCAGGAAGUCUUUGCUGACUCGAGCCGGGAUGAAAGCCUUUUCUUUGAGCUGUUGGAUCUAAAGAAUGAUGUCAGUGAUAGUGAAAGUGCUAUAUGGUUUCUCCAAGAUCUUGCAAAUGAGCAAGAUGCAAAAGGAAGUUUGGUGAUUGAGCAGUCUGGCAGUCUUCAACCAGCAGAUUUAAUGUUUAAGGACUUGCCUGCAGUGAUUACAACAGUAGUCGGCCGCAUGGCAGUUUCUAAAGGAAGACAAGGGAGGGAAGCGCAGAAUGUAGUCCGGGUAUAUCUAGCAAAUUUGCGCCUUAAGGCUGUUGGUACAGAUGUGCUGAUAAUUGCAUAUGAACCGAUACUAAUAAAUGCCUUGAGUGAAACUUCAUUGACUGUAGGAGCUGGUUUGGCGGUUCCUGCUGCACAAUCUGAACUUCUUCCAGUUUCAGAGGUGUUCAAAUUUGCAAUCGUAAGCUUCAAAGUUAAUGAUUGGAACCUCUUUGGAGUUGUGGAUCAUACUCCAUGAGCAGGUUGAAGCCUUACCAGUGAAGGUAUAUUCUCUCUACCUAACGCUUAAAAUAUGCCAUACUUAACAGAUACAGCCGGGACAGUACGCCUGUCAGAGCAUAUUCACAAAGAACUUUAUGUAAGUGCUCAUUGUAGUCAUUCCUAUCAACAUCUUUUCAGUGAUGUGGUCCAACAAAUUUGCUGUAUCUUGAUUAGGUUGUCUUUUGGCAUAAGACUGCUGUGGUACCUUUUCUGCCGAUGAGGAAAGUCCUUUCUCUGACUUCAUAAUAUUGAA